AUGCACCAAACGCUUCGUUCGCUUAUGUUCGCUGCCUAUGAACGGGAGGAGGAGGAGCGACAGAAAGCCUUUGCUGACGCGCAACGAAUAGUGUCCGGAACGCAAAUCGGUCUGGCGAAUGUGAAGGAUGAGCUGGACGAUGAAUGUGAUCUGGAGCUGGAACCGCGAUUCGAUGUUAAACCUAUCCGUCGGCCCGUACCGGUCGAACCUGAACCACAAUCAGAAACCGAUCGGUUGGAUAUACCCGAUCCAUCGCUGCAGAGCCGUCCUGUAACUCGAUCAACAGUGCGUCAACAGGUUGUGGAAGACGAUGAGUACGUGGAUGAGAUUGUAUCAGACAACGAGGAACUUUUCAAUGCCCAUGAAGAGAAGCUCAAGAUACAGGGUGACUCAAUGCGAACUGAUGACAUCGCUAUCAGCGAACCUUCUGAGGUAAUCGUUUACAACUGCAGGACUCAACUAAGGACUGUAGUAGCAUUUUCCGAAUAUUUUCUCAAUGGUGGCGGAGUCGGUGUAGUGGCAAGUAGCACACACUCUCACACUCGUGAUCCGGGGAUCGAAUGUUUGAUAAAUAUCGUCUAA
Molecule: messenger RNA, 582 nt
Organism: Haemonchus placei
Lineage: Eukaryota; Metazoa; Nematoda; Chromadorea; Rhabditida; Trichostrongylidae
Source: the annotation of a GenBank genome assembly